AUGACCAAUACAACUACUACUACCUCCACACCCAUCAAUCCACCAUUAGGCCAACCCAAAGAACAAGAUGAAUCAAGAACUUCACCACCUGAAUCAGGAAAAAGAAACAAUCAUUCAAGUUCCACAUCCUUACCACAUGCUCUUCGUGAAUUCAAAUCCAUUUUUGGAGAGACCAAUGUCAUGGAUGAUGAAACAUUCAUUCAGAGUGAAAUGAUCGAUUGUUCAGGCAAUACGAGACAUGUUCCUGCCAUUCUCUAUCCAAAUAGUGUGGAACAAAUUUCAAAUAUAGUUCGAGUGGCCAAUGCAUUCAAAAUUAAUCUCUAUCCAGUUAGUACAGGUCAUAAUUGGGGCUAUGGAUCGAGUAAUCCCAUCGAACACGAUUGUGUGGUUGUGAAUUUAUCAAAAAUGACACAAAUUGAAUUCCAUGAUGAAGAGACAGGUCUUGUCACUGUGGAGCCAGGAGUGACACAAGGUCUUUUACAUGAAUAUUUGGUGAAAAGGAAUUUACCAUUUCUAGUUCCAACCACUGGUGGAGGCCCAAAUUGUAGUUUAUUAGGAAAUGCAUUGGAGAGAGGAUUUGGUGUGACUCCUCAUGCCGAUCACUUUGCUGCUGUCAUGUCCAUGGAAGUCGUUUUACCCAAAAAUGGUGAAAUUUAUACUUCCAUGCUUGAGAAUAUGGGUGGAUCGAAACGAGUGGAAAGAUCCUUCAAGUGGGGUGUUGGACCCUAUGUGGAUGGUCUCUUUACUCAAAGCAAUUUGGGUAUUGUGACGAAAAUGACAAUUCUUUUAGCACCAAAACCAGAGAGAAUUGAAACUUUCUUUUUUGGUGUUUCGGAAUUGCAAGUUGGAGUUGAGGGAGUGAAAACUGUAUUGAAACAAUUAGGAUCCAACAUUGGAGCGAUUAAUUUAAUGAAUCAGAGACGAAUGAUGUCCAUGGCAGUUCCCUAUCCGAGAGAGAAGGUCACCACGAAUGGAAUUUUACCUCCACAGGUAGUCGAUGAAAUUUCCAGACAAUACAAUUUUCUAAAAUGGAAUGGAGUGGGUACCAUUUAUGGCACCUCCAAAGUAGUCUCUGCAGUGAAGAGUGAAAUCAAAAAGUAUCUCCUCAAACAACAACACCACCACCACCUCAACCACCCUCCAAUUCAACGCUUAAUCUUUUUAACCCCAGAAGAAGUGAACUUUUAUUCAGAACUUGUUCAGUUCGUGCCAUUCCUCCAUCAGCAUCGCAUUCAUCAUUAUUUGAAAACCCUCAACAAGUCCAUGAAAGUCAUGAAGGGAGAACCAAGUGAAAUUGCACUUCCAUUGGCCUAUUGGAAAUUGAAAAAUGGUUUACCAUCAUCACCUUCAUCUGUUGCACUCCCCAACAAUCAUCACACUAAUCACAACUCUGAGGAAUUCAAAAGAAGUGGUCCUAAUGCUUGUACUUCUCUUCUUCAUCCUGCCAAAGAUGGAUGUGGUUUAAUUUGGUAUGCUCCACUUGUACCACUCACCACGUAUGAUACCAAUCGCUUUGUGGCAAUGGUUGAAGAAGUGUGCAUGAAACAUGGUAUUGAACCUUUGAUUACAUUCACAAGUUUUUCAGAUCGAUGUGCAGAUGGAACUGUUCCAAUUUUGUUUGAUAAGGAAACUCAAUUAGAAAGUGCUCAUGCUUGUUUGAAAGAACUCACUGCAAGAGGAAGGGAAAUGGGAUACGUUCCAUAUCGAUUGGGAAUUCAUUCCAUGUCUGAAAUUACUCAAAGAGAUGCAGUUCCUUCCAUUUUAAAGGACAUUAAAAGAGUGGUGGAUCCAAAUGGAAUCCUUGCUCCAGGAAGAUAUGGAUUGUAUUAA
Molecule: messenger RNA, 1830 nt
Organism: Naegleria fowleri
Lineage: Eukaryota; Heterolobosea; Eutetramitea; Acrasida; Naegleriidae
Exons: 1
Coding region: 1-1830 (609 amino acids)
Biological process (GO): lactate catabolic process
Cellular component (GO): mitochondrion
Molecular function (GO): FAD binding; D-lactate dehydrogenase (cytochrome) activity; D-lactate dehydrogenase (NAD+) activity
Source: RefSeq, a predicted model, not a curated record